Penicillium antarcticum is the source of this 1215-nucleotide messenger RNA. RefSeq names its product ubiquitin C-terminal hydrolase 37. Gene Ontology annotation, molecular function: cysteine-type deubiquitinase activity. The transcript has 6 exons. Bases 1 to 1215 code for a protein of 404 amino acids. The record is from RefSeq and is a predicted model, not a curated record. NCBI's taxonomy places the organism in Eukaryota, Fungi, Ascomycota, Eurotiomycetes, Eurotiales, Aspergillaceae. Gene Ontology annotation, biological process: ubiquitin-dependent protein catabolic process; protein deubiquitination. Gene Ontology annotation, cellular component: cytoplasm.
AUGGGUCCACGAGUCAAGCGUCGUCGGAUGACAGAUCCGGACGACGAAAGCGAUGACAUCUGCCAGGCUGCUUCGGCUCUAGAGAAAGACAGCUGGAAUGGUUUCUGCGAGAUAGAGUCCGAGCCGGCCUUGUUCAACGUCAUGCUGCGUGAGUUUGGUGUCAAGGGCGUCCAGGUCCAGGAAGUCGUCUCUCUUGACGAAGAGAUGAUGGCCUUUCUCAACAAACCUGUUUAUGGCUUAAUCUUUUUGUUCCGUUGGCGUGAGGAUGACCAUGGCAAACAAGAAGCCAGUUGCCCUGAUGGAAUCUGGUUUGCCAACCAGACCGCAAAUAAUGCCUGUGCCAGUGUGGCAUUACUCAACAUUGUGAACAAUAUUCCAGGCAUUGACCUGGGAGAUAAUCUACAGUCUUUUAAGGAAUUCACCAUGCCUUUUACCCCAGCUCUGCGUGGAGAUGCCAUCAACAACUUUGAAUUUGUCAAGAGAAUUCACAAUUCCUUUGCCCGGAAAAUGGAUAUUCUCAACUCAGAUCUACAGCUCAAGAUCGAAGCUACCGCCAAAAAGAAUCGCUCCAAGGGCCAAGAUGAUGACGAUGAAGAUGCAACCUUCCACUUCAUCGCCUUCAUGCCUGUGAUGGGCCAGCUGUGGAAAUUUGAUGGACUCGAGCGACAGCCUCAAGCACUGGGCAAAUGUUCCGAGGACAACUGGUUAGAAUUGGUCCGGCCUAAUCUGCUUACCCGAAUGGCCGCAUACGAAGAGGAUCAGAUUGAAUUUUCGAUCCUGGGACUCGUGCGUGACCCUUUACCUGACCUCCUCGACUCCAUGGCCAUCAACGUGCGAAGCCUAGAGAUCCUCAGCCAACGUGCUAUGUCCCUGCCACCUCCUGGAGUUGAGGUCUGUUGGGAUGAAUUGAUCCUCGGUCCUGAUCCAUCCUUGUGCCUUACCCGCGAAGGUAUCGAUGCGGCGGAGGUCGCUGACACGGUUCAGGAAUACCAAUCAUGUUCAGCGGCGCAGUUACAGAAGUAUCAGCAGGAGCUGAGUAAGGACCAGCGAGAACUCCGAGCACGCAUUCGGGAGGAACAGCAGUCACACAGGACAGAUGAAGAGUAUGCAGCUGGACGGCGGUUUGACUACAGCCCAGCGGUGCGAACGUGGCUUCGGCUCUUGGCGCGGAAGCAGGAGCUGCAGGAGCUACAAACCGCCCUCGUGGCCAACUGA